Molecule: messenger RNA, 1116 nt
Organism: Rubroshorea leprosula
Lineage: Eukaryota; Viridiplantae; Streptophyta; Magnoliopsida; Malvales; Dipterocarpaceae
Source: the annotation of a GenBank genome assembly
GCCUCCUCCUUGUGUAAAGAUAUGGCCACUUCAUCAACAAACCUCUGCUUUCCUUCUUUGCCUCCUUUGACUACUUCAAAGUUCAAAAUUGGCCUCUGUCAGCUAUCAGUCAGUUCAGACAAGAAUCAGAAUAUUAUCCAUGCUCGGAACUCCAUGAAAGUUGCUGUUGAUCAAGGCGCAAGGCUAGUUGUUUUACCUGAAAUGUGGAACUGUCCUUGCUCAUCUGAUUACUUUGCUAAGUUUGCUGAGGAUUUUAGUCAUGAGGAUUCAUCACCGUCUUUUAAAAUGUUAUCAGAAGUUGCUUCUUGUUAUAGAAUCACCAUUGUAGGAGGGUCAAUGCCUGAGUGGUGCAGUGGUAGGUUGCAUAACACUUGCUGUGUUUUUGGACCGGAUGGAAAGCUGAAGGCUAAGCACAGGAAAAUACAUCUAUUCGAUAUUGACAUUCCUGGAAAGUUUUCAUUCAAGGAAUCUGACUCCUUUGCUGCAGGAGAGGAACUUACCAUUGUCAACACAGAGGUUGGACGAAUUGGCAUAGGAAUUUGUCACGACAUGCGCUUCCCAGAGCUUGCCAUGCUCUAUAAGGAAAAAGGUGCACAUUUAAUCUGCUAUCCUGGGGCUUUCAACAUGAGUACUGGUGAAUUGCUGUGGGAACUUGUACAACGAGGAAGGGCGAUUGAUAACCAGUUAUUUGUUGCUACUUGCUCUCCAUCUCGAGAUUCUGCAGCUAGCUAUACGAUAUGGGGACAUUCUACUGUUGUUGGACCGUUUGGAGAGAUAAUUGCAACAUCAGGCCCUGAAGAGACAGUGGUAGUUGCUGAGAUUGAUUACUCUGAAAUCCAACUUCGGAGAGAGAGCCUUCCACUGGAGAAACAAAAACGAUCAGACAUCUAUAGAUUUGUAGACAUGCGAGAUCAAAGCUAAAAAAUACUUGAAGUUGAAAGACUAAACAUGCCUGCUAAUUGGUUUCUCCUUGACCUUAAGUAGUGGAGCCUUGUGAUCUGGGUUAGAAGCAGAAUCAACCCCAUGUUAGUAGUAUAUUCAACUGAAGAUGAGUGAUACUAGUGCCUCUUAAUGGUCCUUUUAGAAAAAAAAAAUGUAUAAAUGAUCACGAGAUGA